GAGGGACUUAUAGGCAGCAGGACAAUGCUGUGUUUGUGCAACGGCCCCUGAGUGGCGGCUCCCUCAGAUCGCUCUCGCUUGACUACCAUUGCUGCAUGCAUUGUUGGAGUGUAAGGGGAAGUGGACAGUUUGAUCCUGCCUGGCAGAUGUACCAGCAGAGAGGAAGUUCGGUGCAGAUUUUUGGAGCAAGCGGAGCGGUGGAGGCUGGAGGUUGGCUGGCUAGGGUGCUUUGUACAUGCUGGGUUCCAAAAGCAGUGAAACGCCUACCGGCAGUGGGGGAGAAUCCGAGCUCUGGUCUGAGGUGCGACAAAUCAAAAAGACUGGCUGGAGGACACACAUCAAACACUGGUGGUUUUGGCCACAACAGGAAAGAGGGCGUCCACCCUUGUUGUACCAGGGAGAGGAACAGGAAACCAGUCCGCGCCGGUCCACAUCAAAGCAGAAGUGAACCGCGUUCGUGGAGGGGCCAGGUGAGGGUUGGAGCGCGGUGACGGCUUCGGGCUGUGUGCCGAAGCGUGGGAGGGGAGAGGAAAAGGCAGGGGGCGCGUAAGUAGGUGAGGAGGAGGAGGAGGAAGAGGCGUAGUGGACCUGGAGCCCAAACACAAACAGGAUGGCAGAGAAGAGAGUCAGGUAAGAGUCUUCAUCUUGUAGGUGUUUGGAUGAGGAUGAGGCUGCAGAUGUGCUAACGCAGGGCUCCCCACGGCGCCGGCUUCAUUUGUGUCACCGUUUGUGUGUUUCUUUCACGGCUUGCGCCAGUGACAACAUGUAAAUGGGUCUGUGCGUGUGUGUGUGUGCGUGUCUCUGUCGAUCACUUUGCAGCCUCCCCGCUAAGCUGAUUAACGGGGGCGUGGCAGGCCUGGUCGGCGUGACAUGUGUGUUUCCUAUUGACUUGGCCAAGACCCGCCUACAAAACCAGCAGGGGGUCCAAGUCUACAAAGGAAUGCUGGAUUGUCUGACUAAGACAGUGCGCUCAGAGGGUUAUUUCGGAUGCUACAGAGGUGCAGCGGUGAACCUCACGCUGGUUACUCCAGAGAAAGCCAUAAAGCUGGCUGCCAAUGACGUCUUCAGGCAAAAGCUCUCAAAAGACGGGCAUUUGCCCUUGUGGGGAGAGGUGCUGGCAGGAUGCGGAGCUGGAACCUGUCAGGUAGUCGUCACCACUCCAAUGGAGAUGCUCAAGAUCCAACUACAGGAUGCCGGGCGGCUCGCUGCGCAACGGCCCGCUCCAACCCCAGCCCAGGCGGCAGCUCCUGGUCCCGCCCCGUCGCUGGUGGGCCCGGCCCGGCCGGCCCCUACGACGCGUCCCUCGGCCACCGCCAUCACUGCAGAGCUGUUGAAGACCCGUGGCCUUGCUGGCCUCUACAGAGGGGCAGGAGCGACCCUCAUGAGGGAUGUCCCCUUCUCAAUGAUCUACUUCCCUCUGUUUGCCAACCUCAAUACUCUGGGCCGUGAAAGAGCGGGCGGCCAGGUUGACGUGCAGGCCCGGUCACCAUUUUGGCAGUCGUUUGUGGCAGGCUGCACUGCGGGAUCAGUUGCAGCGGUGGCUGUAACACCACUGGAUGUCAUAAAGACUCGUUUGCAAACCUUGCAGAAGGGUGAAGGCGAGGACACGUACAGAGGAAUUAUUGACUGCACACGGCGCAUCAUGAGGCGGGAGGGCCCAUCAGCAUUCCUGAAGGGUGCCACAUGCCGGGCUUUGGUCAUCGCUCCUCUGUUUGGCAUUGCGCAGGGUAUCUACUUUCUCGGUGUAGGGGAGACGGUGCUGGGUUUACUGGGAUAGCAGCGCUUGGCUUGGCCGGUGGCGGUUGCGUGGCCUCACAUGAUCGGCUGCUUGGAGAGAACGGCACAGCUGGGUGAACAGUGGCGACAGAGGAAGGAAUGGAUGGAAAGAGGACGAUGGUCUCAGAUAUGUUGAAGCUCUAUUUACUAAUAUGUGGACCGCAACUAAUUGUGUUUCUCUAGGUUGUACAUGCUGCCAGCAGGGUUCCGUAGGUUCAACAGGGUCCCCAUGUUUGUGUGUGACUAAUCUGAGGGGACGUGUAAGAGGACGUGUGGGUUCCCAGUGUGCUUGGUGCAUUAGCAGCUGUUCCUUUCACCUGGGACACACCUAUUGAUUAACAAAAGCGUUGCAUGUUGCCUGUGGCAGCCAAUCGAACCAUUAAUACGCUCAUGACAAGGAGCCGUGCAUCAUCCAACGUAAGUGACAAACUCCUUUUUAAUCAUGCAUUGCAUCAUGUUUGAUGUCGGUCAGAUGUGGGUCUCUGGCUUGACUUUAAAUGCCAAUCAUUUAGACACCAUGCAUCUCCUAUCGCUGUUACGCACUCCUCCCACUCCAUCCGUGGAAUGUGACCUGUAAUCCUGAACUCCCUCACUGGAUUGAGAGGUGCUGCCUGCCAGUGUCUCUAAGAACGUUUGAUAAUCUGAUGGUAAUGCUUUAAUCCCAGUAUUAGUGUACAAUAUACGCUAACCCAUCUAGCCUUGACUUCCUCUUCUCUACAGCUUGGAUGGGUUUACGUGAAAACCCAGAGAGGCCCAGUGCUUCCUACUGCUUAGUUCCACAUACAAAGCGCACAAUAACUAAAAUAAUGCAACUAAAGCCUUAUCACUGCAUUUAGUUCUUAAGCCAUCAAGUGUAAAUCUUAGUUGCUGAUGUUGAAACAUUGCACCAGAAUUCAACCUAGCCAGGACAGAUAUGUGUUAGAACCCAUGGAGGGAGUAUGGCACCUUGUCUUGCCAACUGUUUGCCAUUACUGGAGUCCACUGGGUGGCACUAAAGCUUUUUUUUACAUUUUUAAUGAGACAUUUAGAUGUGGUUAGUGUAUUUAUGCUACUACAUUCUCCUCAUUGUAGACAGAGCAUAGCCAUAGUAAGCGGUUUGUUUACAAGAUGUAAAUAAAAAUGUCUCAAACAUG
Molecule: messenger RNA, 2909 nt
Organism: Betta splendens (Siamese fighting fish)
Lineage: Eukaryota; Metazoa; Chordata; Actinopteri; Anabantiformes; Osphronemidae
Gene: slc25a18
Product: solute carrier family 25 member 18
Exons: 11
Coding region: 770-1777 (335 amino acids)
Biological process (GO): L-glutamate transmembrane transport; aspartate transmembrane transport; malate-aspartate shuttle
Molecular function (GO): L-glutamate transmembrane transporter activity; L-aspartate transmembrane transporter activity
Source: RefSeq, a predicted model, not a curated record